Messenger RNA from Diatraea saccharalis (sugarcane borer), 1166 nucleotides. NCBI's taxonomy places the organism in Eukaryota, Metazoa, Arthropoda, Insecta, Lepidoptera, Crambidae. The record is from the annotation of a GenBank genome assembly.
AUGUACUAUGUAAUUGCAGACAAUCCAAAUAUCGGUUAUGUAUCUAUCAAUAAAGAGCCGGAAUCAUAUUCGAUAAGGUAUAGCCUGAAACCACGGAGGUAUAUGGGAAUAUCUGGAGUACAAUCUUUUAAAAAGAUCAAAGAAGAAAAAAGGAGCGAGUAUAUGAAAAAAAUAAAUAAACAGAAGCAACAGGAAGCCUUUGACGAAAGAAUUCCAGUGUAUAAAUUCAAUCAACGUAGUACAGAAACACCAAGACCAGUGAAAGACGAAACAAAAUAUAACCAUGAUGAAAUAAAUACGAGAGUCUCGAGAGCGAAAAAUGUCAAUAGUAAUAAUUCACAUCAACGCAAUCAGCCCAAUGUAGAGAAUCGACGCGGCCAACGUGUGAAUAAAAUGAACAUUCAUGAUAAUAAAGUUGAUACACUACAAGUUAACGUUCGUAAAUUAGACAUCGCAUCGGAGCCACAACGAGUCAGGAUAAGUAACAAACAUCAACAUUCCACAUUGUAUACCCAAAUGAGAGACGAUAAUCAUAUGCGCAUCCCAACGUCUAUGUUAGUAGAUAAAACAUUCCAAAAUGGAGCAAAUUUUAAAGACAAAAAUGCCCAAAUAAUGACUAGAAUUCUUGACGAUAUGUCACAGAAAAUUACUGACAGAAGAAUGAAGACCAACGAAUAUAAAAAGAGAGAUACAGAUAAUGCAUAUGGUAAGCCGAGACGCAAUAGUAUAUCGGAUAAAAUGCGAAAAUACAUUGGCAAUGAUGUCAAUAUGUUACAAAAACGUGAGCCGAUUAAAACUGCAAGGAUAGGCAGUCACGAAGAAGAAUUUCAAGAUAGUGAACCAUAUGCAUUGUUUUAUAGAAAUGGUCCGGAGACUAUUGAAAAUCAAGCUGGACUUACCUGGUGAAGAUGUUGGAGGACGAUAAAAUACAGUAAAAAAGCGGUCUGUGAAUUAUCAGAACAACAAGAAAAUUUAAUUAACCUACGCGUUGAAGAACAUUUCUAUUUUUUAUAACAAUUAAAAACGAUGUUCUUUCACUGCAUUAAACUGUUAUUUAGAAAUAGAUUUUUCGAUAAAAAUCCUUCGAGCUCUUCAAAUCUUACGUGUAAAUUAGGAAACUAUUGCAAUAAUAAAAAGUAUUGAUUUUAUAUGAGCGUCGAAAAAUU